This is a messenger RNA of Penicillium brevicompactum, 621 nucleotides long. It is a transcript of the gene hel10, whose product is annotated as putative high expression lethality protein Hel10. The coding region runs from base 1 to 621 and encodes 206 amino acids. The record is from RefSeq and is a predicted model, not a curated record. NCBI's taxonomy places the organism in Eukaryota, Fungi, Ascomycota, Eurotiomycetes, Eurotiales, Aspergillaceae. The transcript is spliced from 2 exons.
AUGUCCGGAUACGAUCAAUACAACCAGGGCGGCUACGGUGGCCAGCAAGGCUACGGUGGCCAACAGGGUUACGGUGGUCAGCAGGGCUAUGGUCAACAGCCAGGCUACGGCCAGCAGCAGGGAUACCCUCCUCAGCAGGGCUACCCUCAGCAGGGUGCCUCUGACUACUACGGCGGCCAGCAGCACCAGCAGCACCAGCAGGGUGGCUACGGCGGCCAGCAAUACGGCCAACAGCAGGGUGGCUCAUCCGACUACUACGGUGGUGGCCAGUCCCACGAGCAGUACGGUCAACAUGACCAGAACCGCCAAGGUGGUUACGAACAGCAGCAGCAGCACGGUGGCCCCGAGGCCCAGGAGGGUGAGCGUGGUCUCGCUGGUGCGCUCGCCGGUGGUGCUGCCGGUGGUUUCGCCGGCCACAAGGCCAACCACGGCUUCCUCGGAACAAUCGGUGGAGCCAUCAUUGGUAGCAUUGCCGAAGAUGCCGUCAAGAAGCACCGCAACUCCAGCUCUCCCCAGCCUCCCCAGGGCCAGUACGGCAGCCAAUACGGUGGUCCUCCUCCCUCCCAAGGCAGCAGCGGCGGUUCCAUGAUGGACCAGCUCGGUGGUUUCUUCAAGAAGUAG